Lontra canadensis (Northern American river otter) is the source of this 1350-nucleotide messenger RNA. Its product is annotated as cell surface glycoprotein CD200 receptor 1-like. Gene Ontology annotation, biological process: regulation of neuroinflammatory response. The record is from RefSeq and is a predicted model, not a curated record. Gene Ontology annotation, molecular function: signaling receptor activity. Gene Ontology annotation, cellular component: external side of plasma membrane. Lineage: Eukaryota; Metazoa; Chordata; Mammalia; Carnivora; Mustelidae.
AUGCUCGUACCUCCAACAGAAGGUAACACUUUUCUGUCCAUACCUGUGGAUACAAAGGCUGUGCUCCUUUGUCCUCCUGACAACUCCACAGCUUUGGUGGUAACAUGGACAAUAAGCCCCAGAGACCAGCCUCCCUGCACUAGAGCCUACAGGAGAGAUAACAAUGAGACCAGUGAAAGAAACUGUACUGAUGUGAGAAUAUCCUGGGAGUCCAGACCUGAUCAGAAUCCUGCCCUUCAGAUUGACCCCGUGGCCAUCACUCAUGACGGAUAUUACAGGUGUGAAGUGGCUGCACAUGGGCAUUUCAGUCAUACAUAUUGCCUCCGCGUGUUAGUGCCCCCCAAGGUGACCCUGUUUCGAGGCAGCAAUGGAACUAUCAUGUGCAGGGCAGCUGCAGGGAAGCCAUCUGCACAGAUCUUCUGGACCCCGGGGGGAGAUUGUCACACUGAGGAAGAACCGCUGGGCAAUGGUACAGUGACUGUCCAGAGUACAUGCCACUGGGAGGACCGCCAGGUAUCUAAUGUGUUCUGCUCUGUGUCCCAUUUGACUGGCAACAAAAAUCUGUCCUUCAACUUGAACUUCAACUUGAAUCAAGGUGUUGUAACUCUGGGAUUUCUAGCACCGGACUUACUGAUCAUUCUCUAUGUGAAAUUCUCUCUGUUCUUGGUUAUCCUGGUCACCGUGGGAUUCAUCUACUUCAAGAGAGCAAAUGAUUGCAGUGCAUGAAAAUUAAAAAAUCUGGAAGUCAAUUUAGAUUUGAUGAGACAUCAUGAAGAUCAGACCUUGGGUUUAGCAUCUAACUCAACUGCUCCUGUUACUAUUUGCUACCUAUGUGUUUAUGUGAAUCACUGUGAUAGCUGUCAAAUCCUGUUUCAAACGCUUAGCAAACAUGUAUUUAUACAUAUGCCAAGGCUUGCUGCCUGCCAUUAUAAAUGCCUGAGAUGACUCAUCUACAUUCCCCUUCGCCGUACUGAGUUCUUAUUUGCAAACAAGAAAUAGCCCAGCUUCUUAGCCUAAAGAGGAAGAUGGCUCAGGAAAUGGCAAAUUACAAUGCUUUGCAGUUUUUCUACACCCCUUUGGGUUCUUUGGAUAGUGCUUUCAUCCUUGUUUCUUGUUUCCUCUUGUUUCCUCUGCCCUUUUAAGAUGCUAAAUAAUGUUGCAAUGUCAGAAGCUACUACAAACACUGCCUUGUGGUUGACCUGUAGCCAACCUCCCAUCCCUUUCUUGCUUGCUAGCAAUUAGUACAUGUUUGGCCUGAUUAUUGAAUAAAUGGCCAGAAGUCAUUUUUAGUAGUGCCUUUAUUGCUGAAGGAAUUUUAAGUGGAUCCUAAAUAAAGAGCUCUUAGAGUCA